Molecule: messenger RNA, 417 nt
Organism: Entamoeba invadens IP1
Lineage: Eukaryota; Evosea; Mastigamoebida; Endamoebidae
Exons: 1
Coding region: 1-417 (138 amino acids)
Source: RefSeq, a predicted model, not a curated record
AUGGAUAAUGAGAGAGCUGAGCUGAGUAAAGAUGAGUUAAGAAGUUAUGAAACUAGAGCUGUUGAUUUGUUGAACAAUGACAAACAAUAUGCCGGCGAAAGAGUUGUCCACUUGAAUGGAGUUAAACCCUCCCUCCUUAUCAACAUGGACGAAAGUGAUUAUUGUCCAUUUGUGGACUCAAAAAGGAGCAACUUUUAUGUUGACGACAACUAUGACUACACCAACUCUUACUCUGUUGAUCGCUCUCAAAAACGCAUAACACUGAUUGCAGGAAUAUUUACCAACAACACCACACUGAAACCAAUGAUCAUACUAUCAAACUUGACAAUGAAAAAUGAAAUCAACAGAUACACUGACAGAGAUGAAAUUGCAUAUCAACGCAAAUCUUUCAUUACGGAAGACAUAUACAUGUUGUGA